UUAAAAUAUUGUUCAAGACAAUAAUAUAUAAUCAUGGGUGAUAAAAGACAACAGAAUUUAUCGAAAGAAGAAAUAGCUAAACAAUUUAUGCUGCCAGAAAGAAAAAGCAAGAUUGCUACUUUACUGAAACAGGAUGGACAAGCUUACUGUAUUUGCAGAAGUUCUGAUAGUUCACGUUUUAUGAUAGGAUGUGAUGCAUGUGAAGAAUGGUAUCAUGGUGAUUGCAUAAAUAUAACAGAAAAAGAUGCUAAGCAUAUAAAACAAUUUUUCUGUAUUCGUUGCAGAGAAGAGGAUCCAACUUUGAUAACACGUUACAAACCAAGAAGAACAGACCAGGAAGAUCGUAAAUAUAAGAAACAUAAAGAAAAAGAAAGAGCACAUCGAUAUGAGUACGAUGCACCUUGGGAUCCAACAGCGCUAAAAAAAUCAUCAAAACGUUGUGGAGAGUGUACAGGAUGUUUAAGAACUGAAAAUUGUGGAAAAUGUGAUGCAUGCAGACAUUUGAAGAAAUUUGGACCUUCAGUUAGAUUGAAACUUAGAUGCAUACAAAGAACCUGUAGGGUGUUAGGUGAUCCACUGAAACCAUCAAAGAGUUUCAAUAAAAGUUCUAAAUUUAUUAAGAAACGAAAGAGAGAUUCCAGUAAUGAAAGAAAUGAACAUUUAGAAGUACCAAGGCAUUGUCAUGGUCCUGCUUGCCCAAAACAAUCUCGACCGGGUAGUAAAUACUGUUCUGAUGAGUGUGGAUUAAAAUUAGCGACUAACAGAAUUUACCAAGUACUGCCUCAACGGAUACAAGAGUGGUCAUUAACACCAUGUAUUGCAGAGCAGAAUAAUAGAAGGCAAUUAGAAACUGUUAGAAAACAACAGCAAGAUGUUCGAAGAAUUCUUCAGGAGUUAGAUAAAAGACAUGCAGAGCUAGACAGAAUUAUCGAGCGUGCGAAACAUGCAACAAUUGAUCCCCAGGCAGAAGUGGAUGAUAAUGAUGAUACAGAAAUGAGCAUGUAUUGCAUCACUUGUGGUCAUGAGAUUCAUUCGAGGACUGCCAUUAAACAUAUGGAAAAAUGUUUCAAUAAGUAUGAGUCUCAAGCAUCCUUUGGCUCAAUCUUCAAAACUCGUAUAGAAGGACAAGUAAUGUUCUGCGACUUUUACAAUCCUGUAAAUCGAACUUACUGUAAAAGAUUAAGGGUUCUUUGUCCUGAACAUUGCAAGGAUCCAAAGAUUAGUGAAACCGAGGUGUGUGGUUGUCCAUUGGUUACAAAUGUGUUUGAUACAACUGGUGAAUUUUGUCGAGCACCAAAAAAAAGCUGUGUAAAGCAUUAUGUCUGGGAAAAAUUACGACGAGCAGAGAUCGACAUGGAAAGGGUAAGACAGUGGUUAAAGAUAGAUGAAUUAGUCGAACAAGAGAGACAAAUUAGAGCAAAUAUGGCUACUCGCGCUGGAGUGUUGGCUCUAAUGCUUCAUUCUACAUAUAAUCAUGAAUUAAUGGAGCAAAUGACGCAAGAACAGAAUAGGGAACAGUUAGAAGCUAUGGAAGAAGAAUUGCAGCGAAGGUACUGCUUGCUUCAAAAGGAACAAACAGCGGAAUAAUAAUUGUUUUUGUUGUUAAUGAUAUCUACAGCUGAUACUAUGUCGAGUUUUUUAACA
Eufriesea mexicana is the source of this 1644-nucleotide messenger RNA. Its product is annotated as CXXC-type zinc finger protein 1. Gene Ontology annotation, molecular function: zinc ion binding; DNA binding. Lineage: Eukaryota; Metazoa; Arthropoda; Insecta; Hymenoptera; Apidae. The transcript is spliced from 6 exons. Gene Ontology annotation, cellular component: Set1C/COMPASS complex. Gene Ontology annotation, biological process: positive regulation of DNA-templated transcription. The record is from RefSeq and is a predicted model, not a curated record. Bases 34 to 1587 code for a protein of 517 amino acids.